AUACAGAGCAGUAAAGAGAAACAGAAUUAUAUUUUGUAAAAAAAAAAAUUAAAAUGGGUCACACAAGACCCCCAGUAGGUCCGUGCUAAAUUUAGAGGAUGUUGCUUCCUCGGAAGCAGUCAGGCUGAGCCGCUUUAAGUCACCUGAACCGGGGGAUACACUAUCACGAGUGCUGGCACAUAACCCUGCUUUUCCAUGGGUGACAUUUAACGCCACACGUUGACUUCGAGGCUCCGUGCGUAACGCAAGCCAAACGCUGGAUCCACGCCGGCUGCUGCUGCUGUGCGAACCACUACUAUGCGUUAGUGUUCAGCUCCAGACGCCGUAUGCGCUCCUCAUCACCGCCGCCAAAUUAAAAAAUGUCUUUCUUAACCAUACCAAGCCAAGAGGGCCUCUUCACCGCCGUCAGAGCUGGCAAGUCAGCCGAGGAAGCGGAGGGUCUCUCACGCACGGACGCCGAUGACAAUCACGAUGAUGAUGAGGAUGAUGACAGCGAGGACGUCCGCUUCAUCCCCAGGUGCUCCCCGGUGCCCAGGAAGCGCGGCGCGUCCAUAUUCGAUGAGACGGCCGAGUAUAUGCGGAUCCACCAGGCGCUAGCCGCCGGGAAGAGGGUGUCAUUCGCCGACACAACAGGUGGAGAUCUGGUGGACGUGCGGGAAUUCGUUUUGUUCGACUCGGACGACGAGGAGACCAGCGAAAAGUGGGAGAAAGAGGAGGCGAAGUACCGCGGCCGGCAGCGGGAGCCCACCUACACCGUGCGCCCCGAGUACCAGGCUCCCGACGGCCGCGUCCUCCUGGAGGCUGUGCGCGCCAAUAAAGUGGAGGUGGAGAACAUUUCUCCUGCGGAGGACGAACCACUGGCCUUCGGUGGUUUAAUACGGGUCCUCAACAUAUCCUUCCACAAAGCAGUCUACAUCAGAUCCACCAUGGACCACUGGGCCACUUACUUUGACCACCCGGCAGAGUAUGUCCAUGGCUCCAAUGAUGGGGACACCGACCAGUUCUGCUUCAAGCUGUCCUUUGCGCCCCCUUACAUCGCGCACGGCUCUCGCAUUGAGUUUGUGGUUCGCUACGAAACUUCCGACGGCGAUUAUUGGGCGAAUAAUAGAUGUAUGAAUUACGCGGUGACGCUGCUGCUGUCCUACGAAGACGGUGCGGCUCAGGCGAGCGCUGACGUGCCGCACACGAGAAGUAUCCUCAGACCCCCCAAAGUAUUCAGAGAUUUCACUUCAGAGGAUGAGCAGGAAAAGGAAGAAGACCUGCAAGAGCCUCACAGUCCAUAUCUCUGUUUUACAUCAGAAGAUGAACCAGGGACCUCCAAGCCAGAACUUGUGAGGCCAAGACCUGUCUUUCCAGAUAUCAUACAGCCAAAGAUUGAUGUAGAGACUGCAGGUCACCCAUCUGGUUCCUCUGUCCCAACCAACCGCCAGCCUCAGUCCGGUGAUGGCGCACAGUCCACUCACACUGUUUCCCCAGGUGAUAGGUUUCCUCGUGUGUCUUCUGAAACCACUCUUCAAAGUAAUUCGGCCUUUGUACUCUAUGCCAGCGAAUCAGCCCAGCCAAACGAGUCCCAGCACCGCACGUUAGAACCGUCCAGACACAGAAGUUCCUCUGCAUCGACUCCUUCUCUUCAAGAGUCCGUACCAAGAUCAGACAAGUCCCAAGCUGAAAUACAGGAAACCCCAGCCUCAGAGGCCUCUCCCAUGCGUCCUACCACAGAGACAAAUGUGCCGUUAACACCGGAGCAGAAUGGAUUGACUGAACCUGAACUGCCUGCUGAGUGUGUCUCCUGUCCCAGUGAGACUCGGGGCAGUGAGCCAGAGCUUGCCGGGGAACUCAGUCAACUCGCUGAGGGAUUAUCAGAAGGUUCCACAGCAGCAGGUUGUGCAGGCAGCACACCGGCACCUUUGUUACCUGUAGCAGAGACUAGAGGUGGAGAAGAGGCCCCGUCACCACAGGAGCUCACAGAAAGCACCUCAGUGAACACAGGUGUCACCGAGGUGAGCCGAGAAACUGUUCCUCAGCCUGUCUCACUCUGGGAAGAGGAGGAAAAGGCUCCCUGUAUUUCUCCCGAAACGCUGGUAGAGAGUGAAGCAAACACAUCGUCAGAGGUUUGUGAGCUCCGCCCGGAGGUCAGCAUGACUCUGAUGCCAUGUGUUUUCUUUCUGAGUGGGGUUGUCUCCCUUUCCAUAGUGAUGCAGGAACCGAGCGCCCUCUUUGUCAUUGGACUGCUUUUGGUUUUAAACCGUUUGUGA
Menidia menidia (Atlantic silverside) is the source of this 2255-nucleotide messenger RNA. NCBI's taxonomy places the organism in Eukaryota, Metazoa, Chordata, Actinopteri, Atheriniformes, Atherinopsidae. The record is from the annotation of a GenBank genome assembly.